Messenger RNA from Bactrocera oleae (olive fruit fly), 1276 nucleotides. The record is from RefSeq and is a predicted model, not a curated record. NCBI's taxonomy places the organism in Eukaryota, Metazoa, Arthropoda, Insecta, Diptera, Tephritidae.
AUGAAGAAGUUGUUUUUGGUAGUAAGCACAUGUGGAGGAAGAGGAGUGCUAAGAAGUCCACACGACAACACUGUUUUGUGGAACACAAAUAGGAGUAGGAAGGAAAUUGUUGAGUCUUGUUUACAAUUGUCUUGAGUUGUGAUAAUUUGUGGAAUUAUAUUUGUAAAUAAAAGAAGGUUUUUUAAUAAACAGCUUAUAAUGUCUAUGCGACCAGAUGAUCAUCGCCGAAAAUGGGAUAAGACAGAAUACCAACGAUUGGCACAGGAAAGGUUACAAAACCAGGCGGCUAAGGCAAAUCCAAAGGAUGAAGAGCCCAUACAACGCGAGAACCUAAAGCGGCGGGACUACAAAGUCGAUCUUGAUAGUAAACUCGGCAAAAGCGUUGUUAUAAACAAGAACACUCCUACCUCACAAUCUGGUGGCUACUAUUGCAAUGUAUGCGAUUGUGUCGUUAAAGACUCAAUUAAUUUUCUUGAUCAUAUCAAUGGAAAAAAGCAUCAACGUAAUUUGGGCAUGUCCAUGAAAGUGGAGCGCAGUACCGUUGAUCAAGUAAAAGAACGAUUUCAGGCGAAUAAAAAAAAGAUGGAAGAAAAACAAAAAGAUUAUGAGCUGGAACGGCGUCUACGUGAAGCUAAAGAGGAGGAAGAACGUUACAAGGAACAUCGAAAAGAAAAACGGAAAGAACGUAAAAGGAAAGCCAGUGAUACAGAUCUACUGGGUGGCGGUUUGUCUGAUGAUAUGGCAGCUAUUAUGGGUUUUUCUGGCUUUGGAGGAUCCAAAAAGAAUUCUUAGAAAAAAAUCAAGAAGAGAAACGUGUGGGAAGCUUCUACUGCCACCAUCUGACAUCGGAUUAUUCACGUGUGGCAACGUAGAUGACACCGGGCACUUGGACUAUGAUAGUAAUUCAAAGAUAUAAUUGAAAUAGAAAACAUAUAUUAAUAUUUAUAAAACUAUUUUAUAAGUAUUAAAAACAAAACUACCAUAACUUACCAAUAGCGCUUUGUUUAUAACUUCGGCCGCAAAACUUCGAAGCAAACGCGCUGGCUUAAGACCGCAAAGCAUUGCCGCUCUGACAUAAUCACAAUUAAUAAUUUCGGUGAAUUGUCUACAAAAUGUUAACAAAUAAUUUCGGACUAAAAAUAAUGUUUUAGGAUUUCGUAAAUAAAAUUUUCAAAAACGAUUUAAAUUCUUAAAAUUAUGCAGAAAGAGUAAUAGGUAUGCAACAAAUUCGGACACUCAUAUGUAUAUAGGAAGAACGUAUCGACUAGGUGAAGUG